UGUUUUCAAAGCCCAUCUCAGCUUGCCACCUUUAUGUGAGACUGGUAAGAGAGAGCCAAUACAGGACACGGGCAUUGGGGAAUGAACAUGCGUGUGUGUGUGUUUCACAUUUGAGUUGCAGAUCUAGCAAGUGCAGCGUAGGGUUUGCGUUCCCGCGUAGUCGCUCCAUGAGAAACACUGAUCUUUAACAUGUUAAAUGUACCUCAACAGCCCACAUGAUUAUGGUUUUAAGUCAUUUUCAGUGACUAUUUUGUCCUUCGCCUCUCCCAGUCUGACAAUAGUAAUCGGGUAUACUACCACUAAAUGGUAGCGUUUCAGUUGCUCUACACCCGUUACAUCCAAGCAAUGGUGAGCAGCCAUCUGCAUGUGAAGAUCAUUGUGACCCAACAGUUUACGCCUCCUUAUCACAAAUGUUGACCGUAGACUGCUCGGGGGGUACAGGGAAAAAGGACAGAUUUAGCCUGGAGUGCUCGCCGUGAUUCCAGGGUUUGUACUGGAGAGCAGUUUUCCUGAUUUUUCUACGUGUGCGCGACAUUUCAUGCCUAUAUAAAGCAGAAAUGAUUCAGGCAGGUUGAUUGGUUCUCAUCAUUCAUGGAGCAUAGUUGUAUGCUGACUCAUGGUUUGUGUCACUAUUUUCUCUGCAACUAAAAGACGAGCUUUCUCUGAAAACGCCGCUCCCGAGUCAGUGCGGCUCUGGAACCAUCCCUCUCUCUCCGGAGUAGCAAACGGAAACCGCGUUGGAAAAUGGCGUGUGUGAUUUAAAAUCUCACCAACACAAAGGUGUGGAAUGUCUCUGAAGGGAAGUCUGCGUAUUUAACCUGCUUUUGACUCUCACUUGGCUGUUUACUCCGCCUUCCCCCCGGAGGGUGACCGUGAAUAUUUGAAUGUUUGAAUUUGACAACCCUCUUGGACCUACGGCCCACGCGAUGUCCUUAAGGGAUUUGGAGUUGCCGUGUUCCUAAAUUGGAUGAGGAGAGUUUGGGAGUCAUUGGCUCUGCGGGAGGUGAGCGGGUCCUGCGUUUAGACGCCGCCUGUGAUGACAUGACGAAUGGCCUCACCGGAAGAUGAAGACAAAGCCAGACGAAAGAGAGACACCAUGAACGAGAGAAUGAUGAGUAGAGGAGAGAGGGAGGUGAUGAGGAGAAAAGACUGACACCGGCAGGUGGUAAUGGAAUGUGUUGUUUUGCUUGACACCACACCACCACAAAGGAGGUGUAACUGUGAGGCCUGGCAUCGGUAGAGUCUAGUGAAGCCUGAGAGAGAGAGAGAGAGAGAGAGAGAAUGAAUGAGUCUCACUCAGGAGAGAAAACCUUGGCAGCUUCUCCACACCUCCACUGCCCAGUGCGCUCGUCUCUCUGACUGUCACUCAGAGACGUCAGACAGGCUUGUGUUGGUAUUUGCUCACGAACAGCAGAACACGGAGCCUCUCCGAGUGCGGAGAAGAACGCCACGCAUGGCUAACGCAACCACUGUGGGUUAUGCUUGAGGUCUGCCUCCUUCUAUAAGGAAGGCACUGGGGCUCUCUCUCUUUGUCUGGAUGUAAAUUGUGAACUGUCUAUUAUGUAUUGUAUAUCUCUCCCUGGUACUGACACACAGUUUGUUAUUCAUAUACAAAUACAGAAGUCCACGCACACACACAAGCCCCUCGAGUAACAGUAAGCCACUGUCCUCUCGGUCCCAGGCACACGUUCGCUGGGAACACAGUCCGUUGCUUUCUUUUUCCCUCUCUUAUAUACAUUUUCUUAUUUUGUAUUCUCUCUCUCUCUCUCUCUCUCUCUCUCUCUCUCUUGCUUUCUCAUUUGUUCUCAUUUGCUCACAGUGAAAGCUGACCAAUGGUCUUCUUCCUCCCUCUCAAGCCCCACCCCCAACUCAGCGACCCCUCCUCCCACAAACUCAUCUUCUCUUUCUCCCCUUUCUCCGUUCCCACGGUUCCCGUUGUAUGCGUGCGCCCGGAUGUCUGACCCGCUGGUGCUGCGCGUGGCGUUCAGCGCUCUGCCAGGGUGUUGGCAUGGCCCAGGGAUGAACGACGAGGGGCCGUCCAGCAGCCCGGAGCUGUCCUCCUGCCCGCUGCCCGACUGGAGGGAGUUCUGCGAGCUCCACGCGCGGGCCUCCGCCGCUGACUUCGCCCACAAGUUCCGACGCUUCGUCAGCGAGAACCCCUGCUACGACUCACCCGGCGCCGACGCCAGCUUCUCACAGCACUUCACCAGCCACUUCCUGGACUGCUUCUCCGCCACCCUCAGCCAGGCGCGGGACUCGGGCUCGCCCGGGGCGGCAUCCUCCGGCCCCAAGUACAGCAUCGUGCCCUUCGUGGGCAUCCAGGGUUGCCCGCUGCCCUACGGCCACGAGCUGUGCCAGCGCCGCAAGGACACAUGCGCCUCCAGCGAAUCGCUGGACAGCAUGGACAGUGGAGGGGGAGGGGCCUCCGGGAGCACCGUCCCCCGGGGCCGGCGGGCGCCCGCCCACAAGGUGCCGGCGCUGGGCCAGUCGCGGAGCUCGGAGGACGUGUCCCUGGGGCGGCCCAAGGCCCGCUUCAAGAAGGGCUUCUCCCUGCGCAACAUGAGCCUGUGCGUGGUGGACGGCGUGAGGGAGAUCUGGCACCGCCGAGCCUCCCCGGAGCCCGACGCCGGAGGAGGCAGGAAGGGCGGCACGCCCGAGCCCGGCGGGCACGAGCGCUGGAGCCAGAAGCUGCGGUUGGCACGCGGCUCGCAGGGCCAGCGCACCGAGCUGCUGGAGGUCCAGAGGGAGGGCACGCUGCGCUACAUGGUGGCUGACGACAGCAACUGCGUGGGGGCCGCACAGUGGCAGAAGUGCCGUCUCCUGCUCCGGAAGUCCCGGGCGAGCGCGGAGGGUGGGGAACGGUUCCUGCUGGAGUUCUAUGUGCCACCCAAGUCCUCCAAGCCCAAGGUGAGUGUGCCCCUAUCGGCCAUUGUGGAGGUCAGGACCACCAUGCCCCUGGAGAUGCCUGACAAAGACAACACCUUUGUGCUGAAGGUGGGCAAUGGCAGCGAAUACAUCCUGGAGACCAUCGACUCCCUCCAGAAGAACUCCUGGGUCUCCGACAUCCAGGACUGUAUAGACCCCGGGGACAGUGGAGAUGACAUCGAGCUAGCAUCGUGCUUUCAUGGCCAGCCAUCCAAAGAGUUCUCCCUGGUGGCAUCCUGUAGCUGUGAGCUCCUGUCUGAUGGUGUACACCGAGCAGCUGACAGGUCGUGUGCCACCACUGGAGAUCCCUGCAGUGCCCCCUCUGUCCGCUGCCGGGAACUACCGCUCACACAGCACCCCUCUCACGUGCCCUUAGAGCGCUUCCUUCAGUCUCCAGAGGCACAGAGUGCUAGCCCACCACCAGGUGGUCCAGGUGAACCCCUGGUGGAGGCGGAGGGAGAUGGCAGCUUGGUGGGUUACCCAUGGUUCCACGGGACCCUGUCGCGCGUGCGAGCGGCCCAGCUGGUGCUGACAGGCAGCGCUCGGAGCCAUGGCUUGUUCGUGAUUCGCCAGAGCGAAACGCGGCCGGGGGAGUACGUGCUCACCUUUAACUUUCAGGGCAAAGCCAAGCACCUGCGCCUGUCCGUGAACGAUAGUGGUCAGUGCCACGUGCACCACCUCUGGUUCCGCACUGUGUGCGACAUGCUGCGACAUUUCCACGCCCACCCCAUCCCGCUGGAGUCCGGCGGCUCCACAGACAUCACGCUGCGCUCAUAUGUUCAGGUGCAGCGCAGUCCAACAGACGUUCUCCUAGCUCCAGCUCCUCUGCAGGAGUCCAGCUGCCGGGCUGAAGCAGCCCAGCCGGGCCACCACGUCCCCGGGGUCCCUCCGCCUCCGCCGGCCCCUCCGGCCGAUGUGGCGCUCCCCUCCAGCUCCUCUUCCUCGCCCACAGGCCCGCCCCUCUCCUCUGCCGGGGGCGUGGCCGGGGGCCUGCAGAGCAGGAGCAACAGCUCCGAGCGGCUGCUGGAGCCCCCUGUUGGCAGCGCAGAGGAGUAUCACGACAGUGAGGGUGCGCGGAGGGGCCGAGCUGUGGAGAACCAGUACUCCUUCUACUGAAGCCCAGCGGGCCAGAGCAGGAAUCUCCCAAACUUCCUACGAGGAUGAUGCAACAGAGGCGUCUCUCGGGACGGCUCGUGUGUUCAGUUUUUGGUUACAGUCUUUUUAACUUUCAAACGACCUCCAUCCCCAGAAGCAGAGUUGUGUCAGUGCUUGCAGUCUGUCCACUACCAACAAACCUGCAGAGUCCUUCAAGGAUUCAUUCUCCCCACCCCCACCGCGUAUGUCAGCCAGCGCCACGGGCCUUGUCCACAGAGCUUCUGAGAGGAAGGAAGUUCCUUUUCCUCCAGAGAGGAAGUUGCCAUGGUGAGACAUCUGACAGUGUUUAACCUUCCCCAGGACAUUUCCUGCAGAUUAGAUGCCCCUCCCUUUUGCCCACCCCCACUGCCCUGGUACACUGGUCACAAAGUCAAAAGCUCUGGGUUCAAAUCCCCCCUCCUGAGUGCUCUACUUAUGUUUGUUGAACUGUUGAUAGAAUGUUCCGGAUGUCCAAUACACCCCCCCCUUAAAUCUCAUGGGCUUUGCGGAUAUGGCUUCCCACAACACAUACAUAUCUCUCGUGUCUUCGUAUGAUGGCUGGGGUCAACGGGGUCAGUCUCCAGAAGUGAACAGUUGCAGUCAACGAAAACCAACAAAACAAGUCUUUGUUUGUUUGGACAGAUAAGACUUUUGGGCGGUGGGUGUGAUGUCCUGUGCCUCAGCUACCAUUUAUUGCACUAUAUAAGUAAGAACAAGCAUACAUGGACUGUAUGACACAUUUCUUAGCAGACUUAUUAAAUACUAGUACUUUUUUCUUAAUCCAUGCACAAGCCUAAUAGUUCUUUUAAAAGACUAAGACGUUGUCUUACAUUCGAAGUGAGGACUCGUUUUCAGAUGAGGAAACCUAGCAGUUCACUUACUGAUGAGUUCAACUUUUCCUUCAAACACUUACAUAAGAACAAGUUUCUCAUCUGUUACUUUGUACAGCUUGUGUAAGGUACCAGGUGAUGUAUUAUUUAUCCGUGCCCACAGUGCUAGAGCGGCAUUGGCAGGCAUUUGUUAAUGGAUGAGUUUGGGGUUUAGAGCACUGAUUAGUUAUUAGGCAGUUAUUAGGCUAUGUGGAUUAACUUGAGCUUUUUGUGUGGAUUCUCCUUGUUACAGCAGUCUAGUGACAAAUUACUGGGACAGCCUCCAACCAAAUUCUGGGGGAACCUGCCUCUCUCUCUCUCUCUCACACUCACACUCACACACACACACACACACUCUCUCUCACUCUCACACACACA
This is a messenger RNA of Electrophorus electricus (electric eel), 5306 nucleotides long. The record is from RefSeq and is a predicted model, not a curated record. NCBI's taxonomy places the organism in Eukaryota, Metazoa, Chordata, Actinopteri, Gymnotiformes, Gymnotidae.